Molecule: messenger RNA, 834 nt
Organism: Malassezia vespertilionis
Lineage: Eukaryota; Fungi; Basidiomycota; Malasseziomycetes; Malasseziales; Malasseziaceae
Gene: CET1
Product: mRNA-capping enzyme subunit beta
Exons: 3
Coding region: 1-834 (277 amino acids)
Biological process (GO): 7-methylguanosine mRNA capping; polynucleotide 5' dephosphorylation
Cellular component (GO): mRNA capping enzyme complex
Molecular function (GO): polynucleotide 5'-phosphatase activity
Source: RefSeq, a predicted model, not a curated record
AUGGUGUCGGACGCGCCAAGAGAGGCACGCUCCAUUUUCGGAGUUGAUGCAUUGGAUGAGUUUGCCGUGUAUGUUGCAGACUGGAUUUGGGGUCACUGCAAUGGACUGGCAAAUGUAGAGAUUGAGGCAAAAAUAGGUACUUUGGUCGACCGCAACACAGACGAGCGGCUGCGCUUCCCAGUGCUGACCGAGACCAUCAUCGAUGCAAAAGCACUUGGAGUGCGUUUCGAGAGCAACAUGUCGAUGGAACAGCAUCGGCGGUACAACCUGCUCUUGAACGAGCUGGUUUCAUACAGUGGCAAUCUCCUUUCUUCCGAACAAGUGCAGUAUUCCCACAAAAAAGAAAUCGAUGCUUUCUACGACGAGCGCGACGAUGAGACCGGCAAGACGGUGCACUUGCGUGUGACACGCGACGCAAACACGUCGGAAAUCAAACCCAACGGCGUGGUCAGAAAGCAGCGUAUCGCCGACCUGAACAUUUACUCGCCAAAUCGGCCAUUUGACUUUCGAAUUAGCAUAAACACGGAAACGCCGAUGCCGCCGCCACCAGAAAACAGUGUGCCAAGCUUUGUCCGGGAAAAAAACCGACUAUCCUACACACACCAAAACAGCCAGACUGACUUGACCCAAGUAUCUCUUCCUAAGCGCCGAGACGAGCCGCUGCACGAACUCGAAGUGGAAGUGCGAGACCCUAUGCAAUUGCUGCAACUAGCCUACGAUACAAAAGAUGGCAGUGGAAGUACGGAUCAGGUAUGGACUCCGUAUGAAGAUGCAGUUUUGGUCCUGCUCAACACCAUCCGUCUCCUGAUCCGCAAUGCCGAUUCCUUUUCUUGA